This is a messenger RNA of Archocentrus centrarchus (flier cichlid), 2935 nucleotides long. It is a transcript of the gene pkma, whose product is annotated as pyruvate kinase M1/2a. The record is from RefSeq and is a predicted model, not a curated record. The coding region runs from base 124 to 1782 and encodes 552 amino acids. Lineage: Eukaryota; Metazoa; Chordata; Actinopteri; Cichliformes; Cichlidae. Gene Ontology annotation, molecular function: magnesium ion binding; pyruvate kinase activity; potassium ion binding. Gene Ontology annotation, biological process: glycolytic process. The transcript is spliced from 11 exons.
GUGAGUGACCAAAGAGACUGAACAGCAGAUCUGUUCCUCACCUGGACAGGUGUAUCAAUCAAACCUGUAUGCUGGAGUAGAGGAGACCCAAGAAGAAGAAAGCCAGCAGUCAGAGACAGGAACAUGGGCAGUGGGAGUAGCAGUGCAACUGUUAACAGGACUUCUGCAGUUGCACCAGGGAUUACCAUGCUUCAGCUAAAGUCAGACAUGGGCUCAGCCUUCAUCCAGACACAGCAGCUCAAUGCUGCUAUGGCUGAGACUUUCCUGGAACACAUGUGCCUGCUGGAUAUCGACUCCGAGCCCACCACUGCACGCAACACCGGCAUCAUCUGCACCAUUGGGCCAGCCUCUCGAUCUGUGGAAACGCUGCAGGAGAUGAUCAAGUCUGGAAUGAACAUUGCUCGCUUAAACUUCUCCCACGGCACACACGAGUAUCAUGCAGGAACCAUCAAGAACAUUCGUGAGGCCUGUGAGAGCUUUGAGCCUGGCAGUAUCCAAUACAGGCCUAUUGGCAUUGCUCUGGACACCAAGGGCCCAGAGAUCAGGACUGGCCUCAUUAAGGGAAGCGGCACGGCUGAGGUGGAGCUGAAGAAGGGUAACAUGAUCAAGAUUACCUUGGAUGACGCUUACCAGGAGAACUGCAGUGAUGAAAUUCUCUGGCUCGACUACCAGAACAUUACCAAAGUUGUGGAAGUUGGCAGCAAGGUCUAUAUUGAUGAUGGACUCAUAUCCCUGCAAGUCAAGGAGAUUGGCUCUGAUUAUCUCAUUUGUGAAAUUGAGAAUGGUGGCACCUUGGGCAGUAAGAAAGGAGUCAACCUCCCUGGUGCUGCUGUAGACCUUCCUGCUGUUUCAGAGAAAGACAUCAAAGACCUGCAGUUUGGUGUGGAGCAGGGAGUGGACAUGGUCUUUGCCUCCUUCAUUCGCAAAGCAGAAGAUGUGCACGCUGUCCGGGCAGUGCUAGGAGAGAAGGGCAAAAACAUCAAGAUCGUCAGCAAGCUCGAGAACCACGAAGGUGUACGGAGAUUUGAUGAAAUCAUGGAGGCCAGUGAUGGUAUCAUGGUUGCCCGAGGUGACCUGGGCAUUGAGAUCCCUACAGAAAAGGUCUUCCUUGCCCAGAAAAUGAUGAUUGGUCGCUGCAACAGAGCUGGCAAGCCAAUCACCUGUGCCACUCAGAUGUUGGAGAGCAUGAUCAAGAAGCCUAGACCCACCCGUGCUGAGGGCAGUGACGUAGCCAAUGCGGUGCUGGAUGGAGCUGACUGUAUUAUGCUCAGUGGGGAGACUGCCAAGGGAGACUACCCUCUGGAGGCAGUACGCACACAGCACAUGAUUGCCCGUGAAGCCGAGGCAGCCAUGUUCCAUCGGCAGGUGUUUGAGGACCUGCGUCGUUCCACGCCGCACUGCAAAGACCCUGCUGAGGCCAUUGCAAUCGGUGCUGUCGAGGCCUCCUUUAAGAGCUUGGCCUCUGGGAUCAUUGUGCUCACGGGCUCUGGAAGGUCCGCCCACCUGAUCUCCAGGUACAGGCCUCGUGCCCCAAUCAUUGCUGUGACCCGUAACGCUCAAACGGCUCGUCAGGCCCACCUGUACCGCGGCAUCUUCCCUGUCCUCUACACCAAACCAGCACACGAAGUGUGGGCAGAGGAUGUAGACUUGCGUGUCAACUUUGCUAUGGAAAUGGGCAAGGCCAGAGGCUUCUUCAAAGAGGGUGACGUUGUCAUCGUGUUGACCGGCUGGCGUCCUGGCUCUGGUUACACCAACACCAUGCGUGUGGUUCUGGUGGCCUAAACAGCCAGGAGGGCCUGCUCUGCUUUCUCCCUUUCAUCUAUCUUUCAUAGCGUUCCAACCCCACACCUCACUCCUGCUCACAACCUUUGUAAUCCACACACUGGGGCUCGCAUCCUCUACGAUUCAGCAAUUUAGCAUUUGGGAAAUGAUCCAAAGGGUUUUUAAGAUGUACACCCCUCAUGGUUGAGAUUUUGAGUGGGAGUGGAGUCUUGUUUCGCACAGUUCCACUUAUGUUCCAUUCCUUUUACAUUCCCUAAAUCAAACCAGUCUUCAGGGCCUCAGAUUAAUACACCCUGACCAGAAACUGCUGUAUUUAUUCACUCAAACACUUGUAUGAUUAAAAGUUAAAUUGUCUGAGUGAAUGCUUCUUGGUCUGUGUGCAUGUGCGCAUCGACUCAUGUUUAGCUGGGGUUAGUGGUGGGGCCAGCUGACCUUAACAGAGCACCUAAUAGCACUCCUCAGCUGGUUAAAUGAACAAAGUAGUGGCAUCCUAUGGGCUCCUCCCACAGUGCAGUGGCUCCACCACUCCACCCAAACAGAUCCUGCUCUAGUGCUGUCUAUAUGAAGUGUCCUCAUUUGCCAGCUUUCACUGUAUUACAGUGUAUAUGUAAGUGUCGCACUCCUAAUCUACUCCAGACAAUGUUACAUUCGAUAUUAUACUUGAGUCUUGUGAAUGGUGAGCUUCUGUUUUGGGACAUCCAAUACUACUUAUAUUUUGACUGCCUAUAGAAAGUUAGUCUUGGAUGUCUAAUUCAGAGGUAGUUGCUGUGUUUGUGUUAUUAGUUGUGUCAAAGCCUUUACAGUUACAUUUAGAUUAUAUCAAAGCUGGCGCCUAUGGGGGGAAAAAAACGUGUGUUUGGCUAAAGAUGACUCAUGUGACUGAGUAUAUUUAGGGCUUUUUAUUUUUUUUUUGGUAGAUGAUGUAAAGAUGAAGCCCUGACCCUCACAGUCAAAGCUGGCGAUGGGUAGAGUCCCUCUGUUUCUCUAUUUAUGUUGGUGACACUGUAUCUUUCCAUGUGUGUAACAUGCUUUUGAUUGUAAUGCUAGAGUGUAAGAACUAACAAAAUGUAAAGGGGUGUGAUGCUUAGCUGGUGUACUGAGCUGUCCAACAAGACUGAGUUCCAUCAAUAAAAGAGAUGAGCACCUAUCUAAA